AUGGCCAAAGAGUACCAGUUCAGUUGGAAGCCCAACAUUCCUGAUGCUCUUCUGAAGGGUUAUGAAUUCGAUAAAUAUGAUGAUGAAAGUAUUUGUCUAGAAUGUGGCACAUUUCUUCGUGUAGAUGAAUAUGGUUUUUUUUUAUACUGGACAUCAGAAGAAAGGAAAGAUACAUCGGUGCUCGACCUUAUUCUGGUCUGGGAAGCAAGACGUGGUAUAUUACCAAAAGAUGGGCGGGUGAUGUUUGAAUUGGAACAGCAUGGACCUCGUGAAACCAUUGAAGACAGAACAGUUUGGCUUACAUAUGGUCCUGAUCUCGUCAGUGUUAGCAAUUACUAUUUGGUCGCGGAAGAUAUUGAAAUUGCCAAAAUCUGGCGAAAUGGCCUAAAUGAAAUUUUAAGAACAAGUAAGAUGCGACAUAUUUCUUAUACAACAAGCCUGAUGAAGAAUUGGCGAUAUUUGUGUCUCUGUUUGAAUGAACAUCAAAAAAUUCCCAUAAAAAAUAUUGUCAAAAUUUUUUCCGGUGGUAAAACAGAUCGAAUGGUACAGAAAUGUCUCAGUGAUCUUGGACUUUCGGGCAAUAAGGAGCAUGAUGAGCUUGAUGUGAAAUUAUUUACUUUUGACAAAUAUUUGCGCUUGUAUUAUAAAAUUUGUCCACGAAGUGAUGUGCAAGAAUUAUUUGUAAAACUAAGUGGUCAGAAAGAAUAUCUUACCAAAGAUCGUUUGAUAAAUUUUUUGAAUGAAGAACAGAGAGAUCCUCGGCUGAACGAAAUAUUGUUCCCAUUUUUUGAUGAUAAAAGAGUAUUGAAUCUAAUAUCAAAAUACGAAACAGAUGAAAAUUAUAUAAAUAAUGGGAAAAUGUCUGGUGAUGCUUUCUUACGGUUUUUGAUGUCUGAUGAGAAUGCACCAGUAUUUUUAGAUCGAGUUGAACUUUAUCAAGAUAUGGAUCAACCUCUGUGCCAUUAUUAUAUCAAUAGCUCACACAACACAUAUCUCACAGGAAGACAAUAUGGAGGAAAAAGUUCAACUGAAAUUUACCGUCAGGUUUUACUGUCGGGGUGUAGAUGUAUUGAAUUAGAUUGUUGGGAUGGUACUGGGGAAAAUAAAGGUGAACCAAUUAUCACCCAUGGCAAAGCAAUGUGUACAGAUGUUUUUUUCAAAGAUGUGCUCUAUCAAAUUCGAGACACUGCUUUCGCUAGGUCCGAUUUUCCAGUGAUUUUAUCAUUCGAAAAUCAUUGCUCUAGAUCAAAUCAACUCAAAAUGGCAAAAUACUGCAUGGAAAUACUUGGUGAUAUGUUGCUAUCAAAGCCUUUGGAUGAUAAUCCGCUUGAACCAGGAGUACAACUGCCGUCACCCAAUCGUUUAAAACAUAAAAUAUUGAUUAAAAAUAAGCGAUUAAAAGCGGAUAUUGAAAAAUUACAAAUGGAGCAGUUUCUGCGCGAGGGUAAAUUAGAUGAAGAAGAUGAACCGAUCGAAAAUCCAGAAGCUAUUGUCGGCGAGGAAAUUUCAGCAUUUUCACUUGAUGAUCAGAGAGCACAUCCGGAGGUAGAAGUUUGUGAUGCACAGUCAACGUCUACAUUAGACGCAAAUGAUGGACCAUUAAGAGAUUUGGAUGAAGCGCAUCCUGAAUUGAAGCAAACAAAUUUCAUAUCAAAGUUGAGACCUCUUUCUGGAAUUGAAUCACCACCACACAUCAGUGGAAAUGUGGCAUUACCCAUAUUUCCAUCAUCAUCAUUCCGCAGCAAACGAUCAUUUCGGCGAGCUUCACGUGUGCCGGAAUGUGAAAGCAGUGGCGGGAGUUUGAGUGCCGCAUUAUUGGAUCCACAGCCACAGCUUUUUUGGAUGAUAGGACGAGUACGAGAUUUGCUGGAAAAUAAAAAAAAUGAUGGAAAUCAACAAUUAACAAAAGAAGAGGAGGAGCGCAUUUUUGCGGAAUAUCAUUAUACGGGUGCAACCACCAAUAUACAUCCUCUGUUAUCAAGCCUUGUUAAUUAUACUCAUCCAGUGAAAUUUUCUGGUUUCGAUGUUGCCGAAGCGAAUAAUUUGCAUUUCCACAUGUCUUCAUUCUCCGAAAGUACGGGUUUGGGAUACCUGAAGCAGAGUGCCCUAGAGUUCGUUAAUUAUAAUAAGCGCCAACUGUGCAGGAUAUAUCCAAAAGGCGCUCGCGUAGAUUCUAGCAACUUCUUGCCUCAGAUAUUUUGGAAUGCCGGUUGCCAGAUGGUAGCAUUAAAUUUUCAAACUCCCGAUAUAUCUAUGCAGCUCAAUCAAGGAAAAUUUCAAUAUAACGGUGGAUGCGGGUAUCUUUUAAAGCCAGAUUUCAUGAGACGUCCUGACAGAUCGUUUGAUCCAUUUUCGGAAUCUCCUGUUGAUGGUGUAAUUGCAGCACACUGCACCGUGAAGAUCAUAUCAGGUCAUUUUUUAUGUGAUAGAAAAAUUGGCACUUAUGUAGAGGCAGAAAUGUAUGGUCUUCCAACAGAUACAAUACGAAAAGAACAUCGAACACGUACCGUACCUGCAAAUGGAUUGAAUCCUGUGUAUAACAGCGACCCUUUUGUUUUCAGAAAGGUCGUUUUACCAGAAUUAGCGCUUUUGCGUCUUGCUGUUUAUGAUGAAAAUGGAAAACAACUUGGGCAACGAAUACUACCGUUAGAUGGUUUACAAGCAGGCUAUCGACAUAUAACACUUCGUACAGAGUCGAACCUACCCAUGGUAUUGUCAUGUCUUUUUGUUCGUAUUGUGAUCAAGACUUAUGUUCCCGAUGAGCUCAGCGGUCUAGUUGAUGCAUUGGCAGAUCCACGUGCCUAUGUUUCUGCACAAGAAAAACGAACGGAGGCUCUACAUAAUAUGGGCGUUGAAGAUUCGGAUAUAGUGGAAGUGACAUCGAGUUCAUUGAGGACAACAUCAAACAAAACUAUGUCACGAAUAAAUGGCAGUUUACUAGAUCAAAACUGCGAAUUGCCGAAGUCAUCACUAUUAUCGAAAGAAUCAGCUCGUCCGAAUAUGGAUGCUACAGAUGGCAAGCAGAAGAUGGAAGCGAUCAAUAUUAGCGAUUUGAAGAAAGACAAAUGUUUCCAAAAAUUGAUUCGGAAAUUUCAAAAAGAUAUGAACGAACUAAAGAAGCGACAUCAAAAACAGAGAGAAUUAAUUCAAAAGCAGCAGCAAAUGAAUGUCGAUAAAUUGAUCUGUGACAGUUAUAAGCAUUCUAAAUGGCGAACAGUGGUUAAUAAUUCAGGGAAUCAAAAGCAUCAAUCACUAUCGUAUAUGAAAUCCGAACCAAUAUCACGCAAUGUCGACAUGACUAAUAGUUAUAAAAUGAAAUCUUUAGUAUUGUUUCAAACUGAUGAAUGGUCAUCGAUGAUGCGAAGGCAUGAAAGAGAAUGUCACGACUUAAGGAGAGCGCAAAUAAAAGAAGAAUUUGAUUGUUUAGGGAAACUCCUUCAAGAUGCUCAAAAACAGCAAAUGAAUAUGUUGAAGCUAAGGCUUGAAGCUGAGAACAAAGAUUUGAAGCAAGCCCAAACAAAAAAGAGUAUGGACGAUGCUCGAGCUAUACAACAGGAUAAAACCAUCAAAACAAAGGCAGAAAGGGAUCGACGAAUAAAAGAAAUGAAUGAAAAAAAUUUGAAAGUAUUCUGCGAAGAACGGAAAAGGCUGGCUAUAAAGGCCCAGAAACAUGAGGAACAGUUGAUGAAAAGGCAUGGAGAGCAGUAUGAACAGUUCGAGAGAGAUGCAGAAAAGGAGCUAGAAUUGGAGGAAAUGAGUCAUCGAGAAACUCAGUUGGCAUCAAAACCUGCAUCUAUUUGCUGA
Messenger RNA from Acanthocheilonema viteae, 3804 nucleotides. Lineage: Eukaryota; Metazoa; Nematoda; Chromadorea; Rhabditida; Onchocercidae. The record is from the annotation of a GenBank genome assembly.